AUGCCCCCGACAACGUACCAAAAGCUCCUCAACAAGCACGUCCUCGUCAUCGGCGUUUCUUCCGGCCUAGGCGCCGGCGUCGCCGAAGCCUCUCUGGAAUCCGGAGCCUUCGUCACCAUCGCCUCCUCUCAAUCCAUAAUCGACGCCACCAUCGACCGUCUUCGCGAACUUUACCCAGAGUUUGAUUCCAAGGUCCAGAGGAUCGCCGUUGAUCUUUCUGCUUCUUCUUCAUCCUCCUCGCAGCACUCUGGGGCAGAGGCAGAGGCAGAGGCAGAGGCAGAGGCAGACACAGACUCGGACACAGCCCUCGAACAAAAACUCCACCACCUUUUCGUUACCACACCCACUUUACACUCCUCCUGCUCCGAAUCUGGAAUCUCAAACCCGAACCCCAAAAAGGUCAACCACGUAAUCCUCACAGCCGCCGACCCCCUUUCCGUCCACCCCCUUUCUUCCCCAAGUGGUCUAACCCCCUCCACCAUUUCAACAGCAACCCACUUCCGCCUCACCCUCCCGCUCCUCCUCGCCAAGGUUUCUCUGCAACACCUCCCCGCAUCCACUACCUCUUCCCUAACCCUCACCUCCGGCACCCUAGCCAAAAAGCCCUCACCUGGUUGUGCGUUGCUCAGUUACUUCGCCGGCGGGUUGAUCAGCCUCACUAAGGCGUUGGCGCUGGAGAUGAAGCCCGUGAGGGGCAGCACCGCCGCGCGAACAUACCUGGCUUUUCACCACAACGCCAAGCUCUACAAGCUCUCAACUGUAGUCUCGGCAAUCAAGCCCUUUUCUGCCUUGGAAGAAGCCAACAAGCUUCUCUUCAAGAAAGGCAAGGACGAUGAGUCGAAAAGCUCAGAUGAUGAGUUCGCCAUAGUGGCCGAGAAGACCAUCUUUCACCCACAAGGAGGCGGUCAACCCUCUGAUGAAGGCGUCAUGACCAAGUGCAAUGACAGUGUCUUCCGCGUGAGCAUGGUUCGGAUGGACGCCGUGAACGACGGACAGGUCCUCCAUUUUGGUCGCUUCGACUCUUCCUCCUCUGCCAACAAGUUCCAAGUAGGCGACACAAUCGAACAAUCCAUCGACAUCGACAAACGUCUCUUGUACUCCCGCCUACACACGGCGGGUCACGUCCUAGGCGCUGCGGUCCGGCACUUGCUCGAGAAGGAGAUUCCCGGGUUCGACGAGCUGAAGGCCUCGCAUUUCCCAGACAUUGCAGGAUGCGAGUUUCAGGGCUCGAUUGAAGGGAAAUGGAAGGAGCCGAUCCAGCAGAAGGUGGACGAGUACAUUGACAAGGCGAUGCCGGUCGAGGUGGAUUUCUGGGACGAGGAGGAUUUCAGGAAGAACGGGCUGGAGAGGCUUAUUCCCGACCGGAGCUUGGCGCCGCCGGGGGAGAAGUUCAGGGUGGUCAAGAUUGCGGGCGCCGAGGUGUAUCCGUGCGGCGGGACGCAUGUUGAUACCACGGAUUUGUGCGGGAAGACGACGGUGAAGAAGAUUUCGAGGAGUAAGGGAACUUCGAGGGUGUCUUAUAACGUGGACUGA
Molecule: messenger RNA, 1533 nt
Organism: Sordaria macrospora k-hell
Lineage: Eukaryota; Fungi; Ascomycota; Sordariomycetes; Sordariales; Sordariaceae
Biological process (GO): alanyl-tRNA aminoacylation
Molecular function (GO): ATP binding; alanine-tRNA ligase activity; nucleic acid binding
Source: RefSeq, a predicted model, not a curated record